Molecule: messenger RNA, 4726 nt
Organism: Drosophila ficusphila
Lineage: Eukaryota; Metazoa; Arthropoda; Insecta; Diptera; Drosophilidae
Gene: dome
Product: cytokine receptor
Exons: 3
Coding region: 488-4291 (1267 amino acids)
Molecular function (GO): protein binding
Source: RefSeq, a predicted model, not a curated record
GAUAAGUGGUCACACUGCAGACAACCCAAAAAAUCGUCGACAAUAACGCGAGCGGGGGCAGGGAGGAAAAACGAUCGCCGUCCUUAGCCAACCGAGGAUUCUGAAUUUCUGCGCAGCCAUAACUUAGCAAAACAAACCUAGCAUCAGCUAAAUAUAUCCUUAAGUAGUGAAGUGCCGAAAUAAGAGAAAAAAGCAGCCCACCACACCUGGGGACAGCAAAAUGUUUUAAAGCCACUUCCAGGAACGCAGCGUAUAAACGGUUUCUGAGAACUGUCCACCAAUACAGAGCCACAAGUGCCACGGCCAGCAAGGUGUUCUUGUGAGUGUGUGCGCGAGAGCGGCCUAUCGGUGUGCGCGUGUGUGAGCCGAAAGAGAGUUCGAGGAGGAGGAAAGGGAGAAACCAAACUAGAGUGACCCCACUAAACAACAGCAGCUGGAGAGGAUUAGAGUGAAACUUGACAGCGGUGGUGGAUUAGGAAUAAGGAAAAUGUGGCCCAAGGCGCAGGUCGUCCUGCUGCUCUUUAUGCUGCUCGCCGGUUGCGAGGCGGGCGUGGAGCCGGGUUGGCUGAUUCCCGACAAAGUGGAGCAAGUCAUCGGUGGCGACUUUAAGAUCAGUUGUACUUUGAACGAGGCCUACUUCCGCGAGGUGAACGCUACCGAGCGCUGCACAGUGGAGGAGCUGUACUUUCUGGCCGGCAAACGGGAGUUCCGCAAUCUGCCCGACAUUCGGCGGCUCAACAAAACGACGAUCCUCUUCAGCGCCCAGAACGCCUCCGAGCAGGAGCAGGAGUACCUGUGCAUGUGCCGCGACUAUGUGAUCAACACCUCGAAGGUUUACGUGGGCACCAGUCCGCUGUUGGUGCGCGAUUUCAAUUGCCUGGAUUACGACUUCCAGUUCAUGGUGUGCAACUUCACCCAGCCGCCCAACAAGGUCAUUACCAAGUACAACAUCAGCUACAACACCAACAACGAUUGGCGGUACAGCAAUUCGCUGGACUGCAACUUCGAUGCGGCACCUGUGGUCACAUGCAACCUGACGGAUGAUAAUUACAAGCGCUUCAGCGAGACCUUCUACUUCAAGCUGUUCAUUGUGAAUGCUCUGGGUCACGAGACGCAACCGAUUACGAUGAACCACUUUGAGCGUUUGGUGCCAGCGAGGCCUGGCCAAAACCUGACCCUGGUCAACAGGACGGAGAGCUCGGUGUGCCUGUCGUGGGAGAUGCCUCGCCGGUCCAACUACAACCGUGGCUUAACUUGGCAGGUGCGCGUAGCGCCGGAGAACUUUGCCACUCUCAAUCGGACCAGUUGGCGCAACAAUAGCUCCACGAUCAAGGACACACUCUGCCUCACGGAGCUGCCCUUUCCCUUUUACAAUUACACGCUGCGUGUGCGCGUGCGCGCCAACCAGAAUAACACAAUGUGGAGUGAUCCCCUGAUCUACGGCUUCGAAACCGCUCCCGCGCGGCCACGGCGUCCUCCGCGAGUCACCUACGGCAGCUUCUAUGUUUACUCAUCGGAGGAGGGCAUGCGAUUCUUCUGGGAGCCACUGGAACGGCAGGAGCACAACGGGCCGGACUUCAAGUACAUCAUCAGCGAGUAUCGCAUCAAUGGAACCCUCAUGGACCCUGGCCUCAUCAAAGUGGAGAACAACUCGGCGAUGAUCGAGCACUGGGACAUGAAUGCGGUGCACCACUUCCUCAUCCGGAGCAGCAACAGCGAGGGAUUGUCGGUGAACGCCACCCCGAUGACGAUCGGUCCGAUUAGCAACCGCGACUUCCGUCAGCGGGUCCCGAAGAACAUCCGCAGCGAGUACCAUUCGAUCAACAACAGCUACACGCUCAGCUGGGAGCCGCCGGAGGACCGGCUGGAGCUGCGCAACUACACGGUCUUCUGGUGCGAGCCCAAGCCGGGCCUCCAGUCCGAGUGCAAGGGACCGAUCCGCUUUGCCGAGGUCUCCAGCGACCAUCAGCACUUCACCACGGCUCGGGGACAGAGCACGCUGCACAUGGCCGUGUCGGCCAACUAUCGCACGCACAACACCGGACUGCGGUGGCACAUCUGCAGCAGCGACAAGAUGGACGACCUGGCCAAGAUGGAGCCCUCGAUCGAUGUGGCCACCAGCAACUCGCUGAGGGUCAGCUGGGUGACGGAGCGCGUGUGCCCGGUGAUCCUGGAGGGCUACAAGCUCACCUACUGCCAGCGAUCCAGCGGACGUCCCGAUAACUGCACCACUGUCGCGAUUGGAGAUCGCUAUGCCACCAAGUACGACAUCAGGGACCUGAUGCCCUACACGGAGUACAGCGUGAAGAUGCUCAUGUACUCGGAGUCGCGGGCCAGCAAGUACAGCGACGAGCUGGUCAAUCGCACCAGCGAGGCGGCGCCCAGUCAGCCGCGCGAUCUGCAGCUCAUCCGGGUGACCAGCGCCAGUGCCCAGCUGAGCUGGAAGACGCCGCUCAUGGCCAACGGGAUGGUGCGCGCCUACGAGGGCACCUUCAAGUCCCUGCACGACAACGUCACCGAACACUUCCGGGUGAUGGCCUCCACCAUGGAGCUGGUGGACAACGAGAAGCCCAUCUACUACCGCCUGGGCAACCUGACCGCCUUCACCGACUACGAGGUGAGCGUGCGGGCGAGGACGCUCUUCUCCUCGGAGCCCAGUAACGUCAUCAACUUCACCACGGCUAUCGGAGUUCCGUCGCCGCCAACGCUGCAGGUGACGAACAACAAGGACCAGAGCUCGCGGCUCGAAUGGCAGCCACCGAGGAUGCCGGCGGGCAGCAUUGACUACUACGAGAUCUCGCUGCGCGACAACAACGCCACCUGCCUGAUGAACAUCGUGCUGCCGGGUCGCAAUCGCAGCUUCACGAUGCCCACGCCGCGCUGCACCAGCCACAAUCCCUUCCAGCUGGCGGUGCGCGCCAUCAAUGUGGAUCAGCAUCCGCAGUUCGAGGGCCUGGAUGCGGCGGAGAGUGCACUGCUAUCGCUGAUGUCGUCGCGGGCCGGCCAGGGAUGCGAGCCCCAGACGGACGCCCUGGGCGAGCAGGAGCGACGGCAGUUCGAGACGUAUGCGGGGAACAGCACUGCCUAUCGGCUGUACAGGUCCGAGUGGGAUGCGUACGGGUUCAUCUGCACCCCGGACACGAACAGUGUGAAGGCCAUGUACCGAACGGUCGAGGUGUCGGUGGCCAUCGUUGUGCUGGGCGUGAUUUGCUACCUGGUGUACAAGAAGUACCGCAAGAUGUCCGACAUCGACUUGGUGCUGCCGCAGGGCAUCAUGGAGACCCUCAAGAAGCCGAUGGACAUGGGUGGCCUGGGCCUCGGCAUCGGACCCGAUUCCUCCGUCAGCGGUGGCAUCGUUUGCACGCGCGUCGACGAUUCGCCGCAGUACACGCCGCAGGAUCUGCCGCACGACUUUGGCAGCUGCGGCAGCGAGAGCUCCAAGCUGCUGCGCACACAAUUCUCCACCGGCGGCAUUGGCUGUGUGGACGACGACCACCAGGAGACGGCGCCCAUUAGCGCAGUGGCGCCCCCCACCAGCUACUUGUCCAUGCGGCACGGGCUGCUCGUGCAGAACGAUCGCGAGCGGGAAAGGGAACGUGAGUUGGCGAUGGAACGUGAGCAACAACAUCAGCAGCAGCAGCAGCAACAGCAGCAGCGGGAAAGCGAUAUGGAGCGGGAGCAGCGGAACACCAACGGUUACAUCAAGCCCACGCAGAUGAAGAGCUGGGCGGCGGGAGGCAAUGCCAAUGGCAACGGCAAUGCAGUUCAAGCGCCGCCGAUGUCCAUGCCGCUCAGUGGCUAUGUGCCAGUGCCCAUUCCCCAGGCGCGGUUCAAUCCUCCUCCGGCUCCGGUCCAGACAAUGGCACCCGCUGCUUCGGCCGCCUCCGCCUUCUUUCCGCCGGCCCAUCUGCUCAACAUGGACAACUACGUGCAGGCCUCGGAUCUGCACAAGCUGAAGCCGCUCGUCUCACCGCCAAUGACGUCCUCGCCAACAGUUGCCAGCCAACAGCAGCAGCAGCAGCAGCAACAGCCAUCGACCCAGCCAGUUGGUCAGCCCACUGCGCCCGCGCCAAAAAUGGCCGACAUCGGGUACACCACCAUGGAGCAGCUGCAGCUGACCGGGCUAAUAAAGCCGCCAUUGCCGGCCGCUGUGGGAUCGCCAGCUCAUCACAAUGCAGGAGGAGGAGGAGUUGGAGUUGGAGCGGCGCCCUCUCGCCUCCAGCCGCAAAUCAAUGGCUAUGUCACGCCCCAGGAUCUAAAUGCACUGGCCCACAAUCGACAAGUGCUCUAGAGGAGAAGGAGGAGCAAGAGCAAGAGCAAGAGCAGGAGGAGAAGGAGGAGGAGUCAGUCCGCCACAUUGCAUGCAACCUCACUCUCAACGUGACAUCCUAUCAACCAACCAUCAUUCAAUUUGUGUCCAAACGAACCCCAUUCGCAUCCCGUUCCAAUGCCAUGUCAUCCACCAUGGGUCCACCAAUUCUCCGGCAGCUGUUUAUAGUAAUUAGUUGAGACUCCCCGUUUUUAUUUAUUUUAUACUUCUUUGCGAUGCGUGUGAGGCAAAAAGUAUUUUGAAUAACGCUGUAGUAUUUUUUUUAUAUAUACAUAUUUAUAUUCGUACGUGUACAACUUAACCAUCCGCGCGCGUCGACAGAUCGAGCUUUUAAAUUUAACAUAUUAAAUAUAUAAUAAUAUAUAACGCACACCGCUGUAUGUCAAGAUAAAAUUA